AUGAUGGUACCCCAGAAUCUUUGGUCCAUGGCCACUGCCUCCGCGGCUGGUCUGUGGUUUGCUUCCGGCACUCACGCUAGUGACUGUUCGACCUCUAGUAUCAAAAACCUCUCUAUCCCUCAUGGCCAAGUCCUGGACCUAUCCGCGACCCCAGUCAACGACUAUAAUUAUCAAAAUUCAACCCUGAAGUUCUGCAAUGUGACCGUUACCUACACCCAUCCCGGUUUGAACGACACCAUUCACGUCAAUGUCUGGCUUCCGUCAUCCAACUGGAACCAGCGACUCCAAGGUGCAGGUGGCGGUGGCUUCUCAGCUCUAGACAGUGUGGACGUUCUAGAAAAAGCCGUGGCUGGAGGCUACGCAGUCGUUGGAACAGAUGCGGGACAUAAGUUGAAUUCCGCGAGCUCGGAUUCUUGGUCGCUCGACGAAUCUGGAAAGGUCAACAUGUCGCUUCUUAAGGACUUCGCGUCUGUUGCCUUGAAUGAUGCGGCGGUUGUGGCUAAGGAUGUUACACGCGACUUUUAUGGACACGGUCCGCGUCACUCGUACUGGAAUGGAUGUUCCACAGGUGGAAGACAGGGUCUUAUGCUCGCGCAGCGGUAUCCUACGGCAUAUGAUGGAAUUCUGGCGAAUGCCCCUGCGAUUAAUUGGCCUGAGUUCAUUGUCGCGGAGUACUGGCCGCAGUUCGUGAUGAACCAGAUGAACACACAUCCUCCCCCGUGUGUCAUUGAUGCGAUUACUGCUGCUGCCGUCGAAGCGUGCGAUGGCAACGAUGGAGUGAAAGAUGCUGUUAUCUCAGAACCGAGCCGUUGUCAGUUCAACGCAUCAACCACGGUCAAUCAGAAGGUCAAUUGCAGUGGACAGAAAGUGACGAUUACUCGGAACGAUGCACUUGUGGUUCAGAAAAUCUGGGAUGGUAUGCGUUCUACCAAUGGCUCGUCCUUGUGGUACGGUCUCGAGAAAGGCGCGCCGCUGUCAGGAGGGUUGGCCAUAACGACAUGCUCGACGCCGUCUAACUGCACAGGCGCACCGUUCUCCAUCUCAUCAGAUUGGAUUGGUCAAUUCAUCCUGGAGAACCCAUCCGCGGACCUGACCCAAAUGAGCCACGAGCAAUACCAACGGAUCUUCGAAUACUCCCACAAGAAGUACGACCCGAUCAUCGGAACGAACAAUCCCGACCUAUCCGCCUUCAAACAAGUCGGUGGCAAGCUGGUGACCUGGCACGGCUUAGCAGAUCAACUAAUUUUCCCCAAGGGCACGGAGAAGUACUACAAGGAAGUGGAAAGCUUGGAUCCCUCGGUUCGUGACUUCUAUCGCCUCUUCCUGGCCCCGGGUGUGCAGCAUUGCAAGGGGGGUGAUGGCGCUAUCCCGGUUGAUCCAUUGGAAUCGCUCGUCAACUGGGUGGAAAAGGGCAUUGCGCCAGAGACAUUGCUGGGGGAGACAGAGGAUGGUUCGAGAAGUCGGGAGUUGUGUCCGUAUCCGCUGGUGUCGGUGUAUAAGGGGGGGAAUAGUCGGGAUAAGUCUUCUUAUACAUGCGAAGAAGCUUCUAAAUAA
Aspergillus chevalieri is the source of this 1554-nucleotide messenger RNA. RefSeq lists its product as uncharacterized. The transcript has a single exon. The coding region runs from base 1 to 1554 and encodes 517 amino acids. The record is from RefSeq and is a predicted model, not a curated record. NCBI's taxonomy places the organism in Eukaryota, Fungi, Ascomycota, Eurotiomycetes, Eurotiales, Aspergillaceae.